AUUUCCAUUUCGGCUACUCCCAGCUGCCUCUAGGACUCCCUUUUAAAAGAGGGCUGAAUCCAGCUGUUGCACACUGAGCUGCAUCUUCCAGAGCUUCUGCUCCUGCUCUGACCGCCCUCACCUGACUGAAAGAUGAAGGCCUCUGCAGCUGGAUUGGCUCUCCUCCUCAUUUCAGCCUCCUUUUCCCAAACUUUCUGUGGCCCAGCUGGACCCAACAUCCCAAUCUGCUGUGUCACAUAUAGCCGGCACAAACUCCCAUGGAAGCUCAUCCAGCGUCAUUACAGCACCAGCAGCAGCUGUCCUCAGCCAGCCAUCGUGUUUGUCACAAAGGAAGGCCGCCAGGUCUGUGCCAAUCCUGAAAACACCUGGGUCCAAAGCUACCUGAAAAUUUUGGAGCAGAACUGAGCCAUGCAGUGUGACAAGAGUAGCUGCUGUCAUGGACAAGUCACGUUAUCCUGAGCUCCCUCCGUGGAGUGGGACCCUGGGACAACAGGAGCCACAGGAGCAUCUGCAGGUGUCCCCAAAGGACUGCUGGAAGGGCAGCUUGUGUUCAUGGCUGCUGCUCAUCCUUGACUUGCACAGACUAGGCUUCUGCCUCAUCCCUCUGCCCCAUCCCUCUGUCCCAUGGGUGUAGGCCCAUGGGACUGCACCUUGGAUUAUUUGAAGUUAUUUAAGAAAUUAUCAUAUGGGACAGUCAG
This is a messenger RNA of Passer montanus (Eurasian tree sparrow), 698 nucleotides long. Its product is annotated as C-C motif chemokine 4 homolog. Gene Ontology annotation, cellular component: extracellular region. Gene Ontology annotation, molecular function: chemokine activity; CCR chemokine receptor binding. NCBI's taxonomy places the organism in Eukaryota, Metazoa, Chordata, Aves, Passeriformes, Passeridae. Gene Ontology annotation, biological process: positive regulation of ERK1 and ERK2 cascade; G protein-coupled receptor signaling pathway; lymphocyte chemotaxis. The transcript has 3 exons. The coding region runs from base 133 to 405 and encodes 90 amino acids. The record is from RefSeq and is a predicted model, not a curated record.